Messenger RNA from Chilo suppressalis (striped riceborer), 2762 nucleotides. The record is from the annotation of a GenBank genome assembly. Lineage: Eukaryota; Metazoa; Arthropoda; Insecta; Lepidoptera; Crambidae.
CUUUUUCUUUCUCGAUUGACACAUUUUCAAAUCGAUUCGAAUUCGGUGUUCCAAUUUGAAAAAUUUCGUUCGUUGACUCGAUUUGCGAAGUUUGAAAAGUGAGAUUCAAAGUGAAUUGGAUAUUGAAUACCUGUUUUGUGUGACUUCUGUGUUUGAAUAUCGAUUGUGAUUAAGUGACAUGCUUUGUUGCCGCGCUUGAUAACGAGUGAAACCGCUACGCCAGCGGCGCGAAUAGCAUCCGACCAGUGCGGGGAAUCCCUCAAAAUUACCCGAAUCCAAUCACCAGGCGGGAAACCCGGCACCCUGAGUUUCUCAGAUCCUUUCGGGCCUCCCCAGUCCUCGGACGGGGGGGGCCCAUCGACCCCCCAACCCGCCAUGACCACCCAAGAAGCCCUAGACCACCAACACCACCACCUAGGUGGGUCCCAAACACCACACGACAUCUCGAACUCGGCAAACUCGACACCCACAAACGUUUCUUCAAAGUCCGCCUUCAUAGAAUUACAGCAGCACGGUUAUGGUCCUUUCAAGGGUGGUUACCAACACCCCCAUCAUUUUGGGAGUCCAGGGGGGCAGCAGAACCCCCAUGAGGCGUCAGGGUUCCCAAGUCCCAGGUCCUUAGGUUAUCCUUUCCCUCCUAUGCACCAAAACACCUAUGGCUACCAUUUAGGGUCCUACGCCCCGCAGUGCGCGAGCCCGCCAAAAGACGAAAAAUGUGGGCUCUCAGACGACCCUGGCCUGCGCGUGAACGGCAAAGGCAAGAAGAUGAGGAAACCGCGAACCAUAUAUUCGAGUCUGCAGCUGCAGCAACUGAACAGGCGGUUCCAGAGGACGCAGUACUUGGCGUUGCCUGAACGAGCAGAGUUAGCAGCUAGCCUUGGGCUGACGCAGACACAGGUCAAGAUAUGGUUCCAGAAUCGGCGUAGCAAAUACAAGAAGAUGAUGAAGGCCGCACAAGUGGGCGCUCCGCCCCCUAGCUUAGGGCUCCCUCCUGGAAGCCCCCCGAGCAACAACCAGUUAUUACACGGUGGCGGCGGUAGUUCAAGCGGUUCCCAACAUUCCCCAUCCGCGUACCAGAGUGGGCCGACGCAAGCGCACUCGCCUACGCCCAGCUCGACGCCAGUGUCUGAGCUGUCCCCUGGCCUUUCCCCUACUGGGACGCCGUGGGAUGUCAAGCAGCCCCCGCAGCCUUCAUGGGAUGUAAAGGUCGGAUAUCCUUCAGCAGGGCGGUCGCCUGACGGUUCCUCGUGUGACGUGAAGCCUCCGCACCAACAGUCCUGGGACCCGAGAGUAGGAUACGGCGCGCCGCCCGGACCCUGGGACAUGAAAGGCGCGCACGCGCACGCACUGCACCACCAGGGGGCGCCGCAGCCGCAUCCGCCUUACGUCCCCCAGUAUUCGUGGUACCAACCUGACGCCAAUCCGGGAUUAUUGACGGUAUGGCCAGCAGUUUAACAGCCGUCGGCGAUGGUGAAAAUGUUUAAAAUAGAUACACUAAUUUCGAAUUAUUUUGUAAAUGUCACUUUAACUAAACGGAACACAAAAUGGCGGACGCGAGAAAAUGGCGCGCAUUUUUUAUUGUGAAGAGAAAAUAUAUCGGCACAACCAACUUUAGACGUUAAGAAAUUAUUUAAUAGAAUUUAAAUAAAGAAAGCAUUGUACAUUUUUUAUAAUAAUUGAUUAAGUAACUAUAUAUAGUAAGAAUUGUAAUAUUAAUGUAAAUUGUAUGUGUUGUAAAGGGUUUGGGAAGAAGGAACUAACAGACAUUGGUGUGUCUGUUUAUAGAAAGAAUUUAAAAGAAAUAAAUUGUUCAUUCUACGAAUUAUUACUAUACGAACACGUAAAUAUAAAAUUGUAUUAUCCUUAUAUUUUUCAAAGUGUUGAAAAACAGAAUUUAAUAUGAGGAAUAACAUUAAAUUAAAAAAAACUGUGUUCUAAUUUACAGAUAUGUAUAAGGUGACAUCAAUCCUAAAAUGUAGUAAGACUUAAUUUUACUGUUUUGGAUAAAUCAUACAAAAACUGACUCUUAAUUCCUGAUUGGACACAUAUAAAUAUGUGUCCAAUGUGUGUAUUUGAAUUGUUAAGGUUUGUGUUUUGAAAACUGCAAACUGUAAUAUUCAGAAUCUCAAAUAAAAUCUCGUGGAUUGGUCUGUUUCUUGUACUAUUAUUCAUAAUUAUUGUUUCGUAAUUAAGCUUUAAAGUUUGUUCAUCUAUUUAUUUAGUGCCUAAAUUCAAAUUAUCUUUUAAAAUCAAUACACGAACACAAACCAGUCUGUUGUGAUAUGAAUAAUUUUAAGCUUUAGAACAAUGUUUAGAUAUCGUUUGAUAUAAAAUUAUUAUUAUAUAUUUAUUUAAUUUUUUCGUGCAAAUUGUGUUCUGAAUGCAAAUUAGUAGUAUUUUUAUCUAAAGCAAUGUUUUUUUUUUUGUAUUAUACUUUAGUUUAUCCACGAAUUUAAUUAAAAAAAACUAUUUAACUGGGAAAAUAAAUUUUCUGCAAUAUUUAUUUUGCUCAAAAUUUUCAAUAUUAUUAUUUUGUGGAAAUACUAAAGUAAAAACAAUGUUUAUCUCUAGAAUGGGUCUUUACGGGAUGAAAAGUUACGUUUCUGUAAAUAUAUUUUGUAACAUAUAGAAAAGUGAAAUAUAUAUAAAUAUAGGUAGAUAGCAUAAUUACUUUAUAACUACAUUGUAUUAUAAGGAAAGCGGAAAUAAGAAACAAAAAAAAUGAAUUAAUUUCUUUUGUCAAAUAAAAAGAGAAAAAGAUA